CCACCGCAAGUGUUGGAGGCAAGCUCAGAUCUCUAUAUAAUAGAUUGUCCCCGCGAUGUACUCAAUCUCCAUCAGACAAUCAAACAUCCAACAGCGUCUUCUCAUUUGUGAAGCCUUCUCCUAGUUUUCCCCAUCUUCCGUCUUCCGAUCUCCUCAGCCAACUUCCAAACUACCAAUAUGCUUUUCACUCAAGUCAUCGCCGCUGCCAUCUUGGCUUCCCUCUCUCUUGCUGCCCCCACAUCGUCCUCCGGCAAGAACACAACCACAACAUCCACGACAAGCAUUGCUUCUCCCCCAGCAACACCAGCACCCUCCUCUUCAACCCUCUCCCUCACACAACAACUCUUCCUCGCCGACACAGCAGCCGACCGCAUUGCACUCCUGCCAGAAGACAGCCAAUUCGUCUUCGACUUCGGCAACCCAGCACUCAAAGGCAAGGGUGGCAAGGGUGGAGAUCUCAUCGCCGCGAACCGCAAGACCUUCCCAGCACUCGUCGGAACCGGCAGCGGAAUGGCAGUCGGAUUCUUGGGUCCUUGUGGCUUCAACACACCUCACGUUCAUCCUCGCGGCACUGAGCUCCAGAUCGUCACCUCUGGCCGCUUGGUCACUGAGAUGCUCCCUGAGAACGGCGUCUUCAAUAACAACGCUGCCGCGGAUGGCCGACGACUCAUCACCAACACAGUUACCACAAAUCAAAUGACACCGUUCUAUCAAGGCUCUGUUCAUGCUCAGUUCAACCCCGACUGCACGCCUGCUACAUUUGUCGCAAGCUUUAAUAGUGAGGACUUUGGCGCUGGCCAGGUCGCUGACGAGCUGUUCGCUAUGAGCGCCGACGUCGUGUCUGCUGCUUUUGGGCAAGCGGUCGACGGAGCCGAUGUCGCCAAGUUCAAGGGCGCUAUUCCAGCAACCAUCGCGAAGGGUGUUGAGAUGUGCCUCAAGCAGUGCGGCAUUGCCAAACGAUAGUUUUGAGUUGCAUUUUUAUUUUUACUUUUUUAGACUUGUUGACAUAGCGAUCGGUUUUUGCAUAGCGAUCGGUUUUUGCAUAGCGAUCGGUUUUUGCAUAGCGAUUGGUUUCUGCAUAGCGGUUGGUUUCUGCAUAGCGAUCAGUUUCUGCAUAGCGAUGGCGAUUUAGCAUUUACACAGGCGUUUCUGUUGUAUUAUUAUUAGACUUGUAUACAUAAUGCUCUCACAUCUGAA
Molecule: messenger RNA, 1197 nt
Organism: Hyaloscypha bicolor E
Lineage: Eukaryota; Fungi; Ascomycota; Leotiomycetes; Helotiales; Hyaloscyphaceae
Product: RmlC-like cupin
Exons: 1
Coding region: 178-963 (261 amino acids)
Cellular component (GO): cell wall
Molecular function (GO): manganese ion binding
Source: RefSeq, a predicted model, not a curated record